Ostrea edulis (European flat oyster) is the source of this 2849-nucleotide messenger RNA. Its product is annotated as ATP-dependent RNA helicase DDX54-like. NCBI's taxonomy places the organism in Eukaryota, Metazoa, Mollusca, Bivalvia, Ostreida, Ostreidae. Gene Ontology annotation, cellular component: nucleus. The record is from RefSeq and is a predicted model, not a curated record. Gene Ontology annotation, molecular function: RNA binding; RNA helicase activity; ATP binding. The coding region runs from base 132 to 2792 and encodes 886 amino acids. The transcript has 20 exons.
UGUCAAGUUCCGAUUUCAAUAUGUCAGCGUCCAUCAAAGCAGUGUGUGACGAACGACAGUAAAAUAAUAAUAUUCAAGGAAAUUGCAGGGAUUUCUGUCUGUAGACAAAACUUUUCAAGCUUUUUGUAGAGAUGACAAAGUGGAAGAGUAAGAAAAAGUUAAAAAUAACAGAUAGUUCAAAAAAAGUCAAACCGUUCCACAAGAAAAACAAUCCUGACAAUGUGAAAAACUCAAAAUCUACAUCACAGGAAAAUAGGAGAGGGUCGGGAGGGAAAGUCAAAGAAGGAUUUAAAAGUAAUCCUAAGAAGAAAAGUUUCAAAAAGAAGAGAUAUGAAGAGAAAGAAGAUGAAGGAGAAGAAGAACUAGAAGUUGUCCGUAACAAACCGCAACAGACCAGCCUGCAGACUGUGCAGGGUGAGGAAAGCAGUGACUCGGAUUCAGAUCAAGAAUUGCAAGACACACGGAAAUGGCUGACAGAACAGAACAGAAAAAAGAAGAAAUCAGGGGGAUUUCAGUCAAUGGGUCUUUCACAUUCAGUUUACAAAGGUGUUAUGAGAAAAGGAUACAAAAUACCAACCCCCAUACAGAGGAAGACUGUUCCUUUAAUUAUGGAGGGGAAAGAUGUGGUUGCCAUGGCAAGGACAGGAAGUGGAAAAACUGCAGCAUUCCUCAUUCCAAUGUUUGAAAAACUCAAAACUCACAUGGCAAAGUCCGGAGCAAGGGGCCUCAUCUUAUCCCCAACAAGGGAAUUAGCUUUACAAACUCUCAAGUUCACCAAAGAGCUUGGGAAAUACACAGGACUGAUGGCUGCCGUGGUGCUAGGAGGAGAUAAGAUGGAUGACCAAUUUGCUGCAUUUCACGAAAAUCCUGACAUAGUGAUAGCCACGCCCGGACGUCUGUUGCAUGUUUUGAUGGAGAUGGAAAAAAAGCUGAAGUCUGUAGAAUAUGUAGUCUUUGAUGAGGCGGACAGGUUGUUUGAGAUGGGUUUUCAGGAACAGCUGAACGAGAUUAUCCAUCGACUUCCAGAAUCCAGACAGACAGUGCUCUUUUCGGCUACACUGCCCCGACUCUUGGUGGAAUUUGCUAAGGCAGGGCUUCAUGAUCCCACACUAAUCCGACUGGAUGUGGAGACUAAACUCAGCGAACAACUCAAGCAAUCAUUCUUUCGCUGCCGUGAAGAUGACAAACCAGCCAUAUUGUUAUACAUACUCAAAGAACUCAUUGAUCCAGAUCAUCAAUCUGUUGUAUUUGCUGCAACCAAACAUCAUGUGGAAUACUUAAAUAUGAUUUUGUCCUACGCAGGAAUAGAAUCCACUUAUAUCUACAGCUCGUUAGAUCCUGCGGCCCGUAAAAUCAAUAUUGCCAAAUUCCAGCAUAAAAAGGUCAAGGUUCUUAUUGUGACUGACCUUGCAGCUCGAGGCAUUGACAUACCGCUACUGGAUAACGUCAUUAAUAUGAACUUUCCCGCUAAGUCCAAGCUCUUUGUUCAUAGAGUGGGUCGAGUGGCCCGAGCAGGAAGGGAGGGAUAUGCUUUUUCUCUAGUGGCUCAUGAUGAAGUACCUUACCUUUUGGACUUGUACAUCUUUUUAGGAAGAUCUCUCAAUUUAGCAACACCUCAUAAAAACUUAACAGAUAGCGAUGGAGUGAUGGGAGAUGUUCCGCAGUCAGUAAUUGAUGAAGCAGAGGAUCAACUUAGGCUUUGGCACAAAGACCACAUCGAUCUGGUGAAUAUGAAGAAAGUGGUUGGAAAUGCCUUGAAGAAAUACCUACGGUCACGCCCCCUUCCAGCAAAGGAGUCAAUUAAACGAUACAAGGAUAUUCUUCAGUCCUCUCCCAUGGGAAUGCAUCCUAUGUUUGCGUCUGAGUUUGGUGAAGAGGAACAGCACAGGAAUGAUCUCCUGAAUGCUCUCAAAUCAUACAAAGGACAUACAACAAUUUUUGAGACCAACACCUCAUCUAAGAACAAGAGCUUUGAUGUAAUGAAACAGAAGAGAGCCUUCCAUCAGACAGUCAUCCACAGAAGAAUAGAGCAGACGUCAGAAUCUAAGGAGGCAGAAGCAGACGACAGUGAUAGGGAGAAUACAGAGCAACAGAUGGCAGACGAGGACAAUUUACAGGAAACAUUCCGGACUGUAAUUGGAGGAAAGAGGAAGGCCAAUAGCAAAGUAUUUGAUCCAAAAAGAAAAAAGAAACGUAAAUCGGAGAGUGUCAGAGAUGAAGAAAAUUACCUGCACUAUCGUCCCAAGGAUUUCCAGUCGGAGCAGGGAUUGAGUCUGGGAACUUCUUUUGACAAGGAGGCAUCGAGUGCAGUUUUAGACUUACGAGAUGAGAUAAAUAAAUCCAAAGCUACAUCUCACAUCAAAUGGGACAGAAAGAAGAAGAAAUUUGUCAGCACUAUUGAACAGGCAGCCAACAAGAAAAAGAUCAGAACCGAGAGUGGGGCAUUGAUAUCAGCCUCCUAUAAAUCUCGUGCUUACAAGGACUGGCUGAAUAGAAACAAAAUGGCUACAGCCAAUGAUAGUGGUGAUGAAGAGGAAGAAGUUGACAACAGGAAGAAGGAACCAGACUACAGAUUAAAGGUCACGGGAACCAGACAAAGGAAUUGGCAUACAAAAGUCAGUAACAAAGACAACAAUGAUCAGAAGGGAAGCAGACGAGAGCUGAAGCAUCCAGACGAAAUCUUCAAACAGCGAAAACUAAAAGCCAGAAAAGAGGCUUUUCAGAAACAAAGGCAAAAACAGAAACAGUCUCGCAGAAACUUCAAAACUCAGAAAUCUAAAAAGAAGCGCUGAGAGACCAUGAUUUAUUGUUAUUUUGUCAUUUCAUUAAAAUCUUUGGGAUAUGUUCAA